CAAAUCACUCCCUAACACCAUGUCCCGCUCAGCAGUCGCCUCCCUCGCCCGCCCCCUCGCCCGCCAGCCCACAGCCCUCCCCGCAAGACGGUAUGCCAGUCACGGCCCCAGCUACAACCCUCCCUCUGGUUACAUUUUCGGCGAACGUCCGCCAAAAGACGGGAAGCGAGUGAAGGAAUCUUGGGAAAACAUCUACUACGUUGGCAUGUUUGGUGGUAUGGCCUUGAUGGGUAUUGUCUACGCCUAUAAGCCCGACACAAGUAUCCAAACCUGGGCUUUGAAGGAGGCUAGAGAGCGAUUGGAAGCUAGGGGCGAGGAGUACCAAUACAAGCCCAAGACCGCUUAGACGGGUGUGUUGGGUCCCAUGUAUCGUAUUAUACCAGGUUGCCCCCGGAAGAGAACAGAGUGGCAGUGCUGAAGAUUCUCCUUGCCCU
Messenger RNA from Cryptococcus amylolentus CBS 6039, 434 nucleotides. RefSeq lists its product as hypothetical. Bases 20 to 346 code for a protein of 108 amino acids. Lineage: Eukaryota; Fungi; Basidiomycota; Tremellomycetes; Tremellales; Cryptococcaceae. The record is from RefSeq and is a predicted model, not a curated record. The transcript is spliced from 4 exons.